Messenger RNA from Amblyraja radiata (thorny skate), 490 nucleotides. RefSeq names its product nuclear factor 7, ovary-like. The record is from RefSeq and is a predicted model, not a curated record. The coding region runs from base 38 to 433 and encodes 131 amino acids. The transcript is spliced from 3 exons. Lineage: Eukaryota; Metazoa; Chordata; Chondrichthyes; Rajiformes; Rajidae.
UUGUGCAGCUGGGCGGGAACACAAGUCUCACAGCUUCAUGCCGGUAGAUGAAGCUGUCGAAAUCUACAAGGGUCAGGUGAAAUCUAUCUUCAAAUCUCUCACAGAAAAGGAAUCAGACAUCCAGGAAAAGGAGCAGCAACAGAAAGAGAACAUUUCUGGAGUUCAGGAAGAGUCACACAAUCUUCAGUCACAUGUCACAUCCCAGUUUGCUGAACUGCGCCAGAUUCUCACUGAGAAAGAGCAGCGUUUACUCGGAGAUAUCCGGGAAGAAGAGGCGAAGAUUGUAAAAACAAUGGAGAAAAAUCUUCAAGAAAUUCAAGAAAAUUUAAAUUCCAUUCAGGAGGAACUCUCAAAGUUACAGGAACAGAUAGACCACAAGGAUGGCAUGAUAUUUCUGAAGGUGAGGGGGUUACACUACAGGUUGGUGAAGUGAAAGUGCACAGUCACAAAGUGGUGGGUUAAAUUUCGGAAAUAAAUGCAUCAUUUACCA